Molecule: messenger RNA, 3555 nt
Organism: Lepisosteus oculatus (spotted gar)
Lineage: Eukaryota; Metazoa; Chordata; Actinopteri; Semionotiformes; Lepisosteidae
Source: RefSeq, a predicted model, not a curated record
CAGGCGACCAGCAGAAAGAGCCCGUCGGGGGAGAAACAGAGACUCUUGGAGCGAGCGAGUGAGGAGCAGGGGCACCAGGUCUCUCGUCCUGUAACCAGCGUGCUGGCGGGGGGGCAGGGGGGUUUCGGACAGACAGGAAAAGCCAUGUGUGUGGGUUGGAACAGCUGAAGCCUGGCUCUGGAUUGCCUGGAAUGCGGUAGAUGGAGAGAGAAACGAGACUUUUAUGGAAACUGGCUGCGGAGCCGUCACUUCACUCACACGGCGCUGCGCGCAACCCGAGUGAGUGAGCUACACGCGUCUCCUGUCUGCCACAAUUUCGGAUUACAGCUCGGCGUCGGUUUUUUUACCGGUUGAUCCUUUCUUCCAGGGGGAAAUUCUUAUGUCAGAAAGCUGCUGAAUAGAUCGUCCUAAAAAAAAAGGUGCCUUUUGAAGACCAGUGUGCAGACAGUGUCCAGUGCCCAGUCUAAGCAUCAGAAACACAGCCAUGACUGAUGUGGCACAGAAGACAGAGAUCCUUCUUUCUUCCUCCAAACCCGUCGCGAAAUGCUACGUGCCCAAGCUUGGGAAGGGGGAUGUUAAGAAUAAGUUUGAAGCGAUGCAGAAGGCCAGGGAGGAGCGGAGCCAGAGGAGAAGUCAGGAGGAGCACCAGAGGAGGAGGGAGCAGUACAUUAGAGAGAAAGAGCGGAACCGCAGAAAACAGCAGAUGAAAGAACUCCUUGCUUCUGAUGAAGAAGAAGACACAAAGCCAGCAAAACCAGAAAAAUCCUACGUACCAAAAAUCACAGUCUGUGCAGGGAGUGUGAAGGGCAAGUUUGCAGAGAUGGAGAAGCAGAGGCAGGAGGCAGAGAGGAAAAGGACGGUGGAGGAGAGGCAGCGCAGACUCACGCAGGACACCCUGGAGAAGUCCAAAAUUCAGCGGGAGCUGGCCAAGAAGGCGGAGGAGAUUGAUGACUUAAAUAAUACUGGAUGUGGCUCAGAAACCGAGGAAGGCGACGACUCCCUGCUGGUGAAGGUGGUACCGGUGAAGACAUCCAAGACCCCAGGCAAAAUCAAAGUCAACUUCGAGGACUUGGAGAAGACGCGGGAGGAGGAGGAGAGGAAGAGGAAAGAGGAGGAGAAGACGAAGAGAUACGAGGAGCACCGGCGUUCUUUCCGCGAGGCGAAACGGCGCUCCGUGGUCCACUCGGAGGACGAAGCGCAACCCAAGGAAGUGAAGGAGCAGGUCACCCCCGGCAAGCUGAAGCUGACCUUCGAGGAGCUGGAGAAGCAGAGACAGGAGCAACAGAAGAAGCAGGCGGAGGAGGAGGCCAGGAGGCGUCUGGAAGAGGAGAGGAGGGCCUUCGAGGAAGCCAGGUUGCAAAUGGGCAGCACAGAGGAGGAGGAACAAGGUGCCCAGUCCCUGAAGGAGGAUCUCCGCCCGGGGAAGUUAAAGCUAAGCUUCGAGGAGCUGGAGAGGCAGAGAGUGGAGGAGGAGAAGAGGAGGGCGGAGGAGGAGGCCAAGAGACGCAUGGAGGAGGAGAAGAAGGCCUUCGCCGAAGCCAGAAAGAGCAUGGUGCUGGACGACUCCGACGACCCGCUGGCCUCCCUGCUCACCAAGGAGGGGGUGAAGCCGGGCAGGCUGGGCCUGGGCUUCGAGGAGCUGGAGCGCCAGCGGCGGGCGGAGGAGCAGCGCCGUGCGGAGGAGGAGGCGAGGCGGCGGCUGGAGGAGGAGAAGCGGAUAUUCGCCGAGGCGCGCAAGAGCUUGAGCCCAGGCCAGGAUCAGGAAAAUUCAGGAACUGGAUAUGGAGAUAAUGUACUCGACGAUGAAGAGGGACUAAUAAAAAGUGAGUCUCAGGAGGCUCUAGCACCUGGGAAACUGGACAUUAACUUCGAGGAGCUGCUGAGGCAGAAGGAGGAAGCUGAAAAGAGGCGCACAGAGGAGGAACGCAGGCAAAAACUGGAACUGGAGAAGCAGGAAUUUGAGCAGCUCAGACAGGAAAUGGGAGAGGAGGAAAUAAAUGAGAGCAGUGACGUCGUCAGCGCGGAGUACGAAGAACUGUUAAAGCUGAAGAGAGCAGGCUCCAUCCACGCCAAGAACUUGAAAUCGAAAUUCGAAAAUAUAAGCCAACUGACCGAAGAGGAAAUACAGAAAAAAAUCGAGGAGGAGAGAGCAAGAAGAAAAGCCAUCGAUAUCGAAAUCAAAGAAAGGGAAAGUGAACGAUUCCAGGAGGAAGAUGCAGAGGAGGCCAGAAGGGAGGUCUCCCAAGUUCAGGAAGCCCCAUUUAAACACAAGGUGGACAUGAGAGCUCGGUUCGAGCAAAUGGCAAAAGCCAGAGAGGAAGAGGAGCGGAAGAGAAUUGAAGAGCAGAAACUACUUAGGAUGCAGUUUGAGCAGCAAGAAAUCGAUGCGGCCUUGCAAAAGAAGCGGGAAGAGGAGGAUGAGGAGGAAGGGAGCAUCAUCAAUGGAUCAACGUGCGAAGACGAAGAGGAACACGCGAGAUCUGGGGCUCCGUGGUUCAAAAAGCCUCUGAAGAACCUGUCGGUAGUGGAUGCCGAACCAGUCCGGUUCACCGUUAAAAUCACCGGGGAACCGAAACCAGAAGUUACCUGGUGGUUCGAAGGAGAAAUGCUACAGGACUGCGAGGACUAUCAAUACAUAGAAAGGGGAGAAACGUACUGCUUAUUCCUGCCAGAGACGUUUCCAGAAGAUGAGGGAGAAUACAUGUGCAAAGCAGUGAACAGCAGAGGCACAGCUGCAAGCACCUGCAUUCUUACCAUUGAAACUGAGGACUACUGAUGCCCUUGCUUUACUGGAACUUUGCCUGUCCUUCAUGUCUUUUGUGUCCAUCUUCAUACUCCAUCUUUCUUAUGGUGGGGCCAAAAGAAUAUUAAAAUCUGGGAUUUGUGUCAUUCCUCCAUGGUUAAAAAAAAUAGCACAGUUUAUACCUUGCUCCUCCUCAUUUAAACCCAGCUCUUCAUUCAGAAAAUACAGAAGUAGAUUUUAAACACUUUCAUUUUCAACUGUGCCAAACCAGAGAACAAAAUUCUUUACAUAAGUAAUCUGACUGAUAUUUUUUAAUCCUAUAACUUAAAGUGCAAUUGGAUUUUCCAUUAUUCUUCUGAUGUACAGAAAUCUCAAAAGCAGUCUUGAUUUUUGAAUUCUAAAAUGCUAUUUUAAGUGUAAUUCAGGCACCAGGGGAAAAUGUUAUUGAUCACAGCCUUCAGAAACUAAACUCUUGAGCCCUGAAGAUGAAGAACUGAAUAUGAAUGAAGCCUGUGAAGAGAACCUACAUUAAAAGUUUUUUUAAACCCGUUGUAAAGUUUUUAACCUUGUUUCUUUGAUCUUUAUAGGAAGUUUGAUUUUGUAGAACAGAUACAGAAACAUUGUAGCUUCUGGUUUUCAUAAUUUCAUGAUCACACUAAAUGGCAAAAUGUGAGAACGCUACAAAAGGUAAUUGCUUUGAUAUGAAUAUAUUCUAAAAAGUGCACACCAUCCUGUUGGUGCAAAAACCUCCAGUUUCAGCACAACCAAAUUUGUGAUGUUUUAAAUUUAAAUUAAACAUUUUAAAAGUCUUA